Molecule: messenger RNA, 1168 nt
Organism: Zea mays
Lineage: Eukaryota; Viridiplantae; Streptophyta; Magnoliopsida; Poales; Poaceae
Exons: 1
Coding region: 118-792 (224 amino acids)
Source: RefSeq, a predicted model, not a curated record
AACCCUUUUUCUCUUCCAUAAAUAUCAUCUCCCUUCCUGAUGUGAUUAUUAGGCAACCGACUCCUGAUGUGAUUAUUAGGCAGGGGCGAGAGAGUAGUCGGCAGAUCUACCGUAGCAAUGGCAGAGACGGUCGGGUCCAUCGUCGUCGGCGAGGUGGUGAACCGGACCUCCUCCUUCAUUCUCAGCAAGCACAGGGAGCGUCUGAGCACGCGCGAAGGCAUCGAGCGCCUGGAGAUGGCGUACGUAAAGAUGGAGGCCGCGCUGGAGCUGUCCAGCCGCCCCGGCCGUUGGCAGCAGCAGGCCACCGCCACCGCCACCGACGCGUCUCUGCUCCGCUGGCGCCGCAGACUGCGGCGCGCCGCGGACGAGUGCGACGCCGCGCUGCGCCGGUUGAAGCUGCGCGAGCUGCAGGAGGAGGACGCCCGGGCGAGGCUGGCGCGGGCGCCGCUCCCGCGCCGCGUCGCGCGCGCGCUCCUGUGCCUCGCGUCGGCGCUCCUGCUGCUCGCCCGCGGCGGCGGCGACGACGAGCACUCCCGCGCACGCGCCGCCGUCCAGAGGUUCGAGCGGCUGGCCGGCGGUGCCGCCGAGUUCCUCAGGUGCGCACAGCUCGGCGUUGCGCCGCGGAGGUGCGGCGGCGGCGGCCUGUCGUUGGGAGGCUCGCUGGUGAACGCGCGAGCUACGUCUACGAGAGGCUGCAGGGUGGUCCUCAGUCAGCAUCGGCACCGCUUCUUGGGCGUCGGGCCCGCGAGUCCGGCGGAGGUUUGGGUGGACAGCGAGCCCUGCCGUGCUUAAGGCUGCCCGCAGUCACGCGCUCCACGCAAAACUGUAUUGAGAUUGUUAAGAACCCAUUGCUACCGAGUGUAGUCCAAGGGCUGCUUAACUGAAUAAUAGUAGAACACAAGGAGACAAGAGUGUAGAGAGGAACUGAUUCUUUGUUACUAUAUGGUGCUGCUCUCAAAGGUUACAUGAUAUGGGGAUCUCCUCUCUAUUUAUAGACAAAACUAGGGUUUCAGGCAUAUGGGCCACAUGGGCCUUCCUGGCCCAAGAAAGGUUUCUUAACACUCCCCCUUGGCCCAAUGCCGCGAGAUGCAUAUGUUCCAAAACUCCAUAAAAACCCAGUGGGAAAAAAUUGGAGAAAGAGUACAUAGCUCACGCUUGUUGUGUCGCA